This is a messenger RNA of Phodopus roborovskii (desert hamster), 2544 nucleotides long. It is a transcript of the gene Slc49a3, whose product is annotated as solute carrier family 49 member 3. Gene Ontology annotation, cellular component: membrane. Gene Ontology annotation, molecular function: transmembrane transporter activity. The record is from RefSeq and is a predicted model, not a curated record. The coding region runs from base 273 to 1832 and encodes 519 amino acids. Gene Ontology annotation, biological process: transmembrane transport. Lineage: Eukaryota; Metazoa; Chordata; Mammalia; Rodentia; Cricetidae. The transcript is spliced from 10 exons.
GACCUCAAGAAUUUUGGGGGGCUUUCAGGAAAUGCAGAGUUUGCUUUCCCGCACCUACCACCGCGAUGAAGUUCCCGGUGCAGGCCACACAGGCUGUGGUAAAAUUAGCUCUUAAGGGAACUUUUAUCCCUCCGGUUUCCACCUUGCUUUCUGUCGAAGGGUAACCCUGGCUUCUCCCACUCAACUUGCCUUCGGAGCGGGGACUAACCAGAUCAUUGCGCCGGCCCUGUUCCUGGGAAUCUCGCCCACGCACUGCGCCUGCAGACGCUGGGAUGGUCGGGACUAUGGGGGACAGACUGGAAGCCUGGAACAGGCCAGGAACAUCUGGAACUGCUGGAGAUGAGGUGCCUCGUCUCCGCGCCUAUGCACGCCGCUGGAUCUUCCUGCUGGUGGUCAGCCUCCUGAGCUGCUCCAACGCAAUGCUAUGGCUCAGCUUUGCACCUGUAGCGGACACCAUUGCACAGCACUUCUUCCUGUCCAUGGACCAGGUCAACUGGCUAUCACUAGUCUACCUUGUAGUAUCCAUCCCAUUUGGCAUGGCAGCCAUCUGGGUUCUGGACUCCUUUGGACUCCGUGGAGCCACUGUCCUGGGUGCGUGGUUGAAUUUUGCUGGGAGUUUGCUACGUGCUGUGCCCUGCUUGGAUAUCAGGAUCCCCAAUCCCUUUGCCUUCUUCAUGAGUGGCCAGAGCCUCUGUGCCCUGGCCCAGACUCUGGUCAUCUCUUCUCCAGCCAAGCUGGCUGCCUUAUGGUUUCCAGAGCACCAGCGAGCCACAGCUAACAUGAUUGGCACCAUGUCAAAUCCUCUGGGCAUCCUUAUGGCAAAUGUGCUAUCUCCUGCCCUGGUCAAGAAGGCAGAGGACAUCCCCAUGAUGCUUGGCAUCUACAUUUCCCCUGCUGCCCUUGCCUGUCUCUUGGCCACUACCUGCCUCUGGGAGAGUGUGCCUCCUACCCCACCAUCUGCAGGGGCUGCCAGCUCUACUUCAGAGAGUUUCCUCCAUGGCCUCAAACUGCUCAUACGGAAUAAGGCCUAUGUUAUCCUGGCCAUAUGCUUUGGUGGUGGCAUUGGUGUCUUCUCCAGCUUCUCAGCUCUCCUGGAACAGAUGCUUUGUGCCAGUGGCUACUCCAAUGAGUUCUCAGGCCUCUGUGGGGCUCUCUUCAUCGUGUUUGGGAUUUUGGGGGCACUGCUUCUAGGCCUGUAUGUGGAUCGGACCAAGCAUUUCACUGAGGCCACCAAGAUAGGCCUCUGUCUGACUUCCAUGACCUUCGUGGCCUUUGCUCUGGUGUCCCAGCUGCAGGGACAGACCUUCGCAUUGGCUGCCAUCUGCUCCCUCCUUGGGCUCUUUGGCUUCUCAGUGGCACCUGUGGUCAUGGAGCUGGCAGUUGAAUGCUCGUUUCCUGUGGGUGAAGGUGCCUCUGCUGGCUUGGUUUUUGUCCUGGGGCAGGCCGAGGGUGUGCUCAUCAUGCUGCUACUGACAUCACUGACUGUACGGAGAACAGGUCCAUCCUUUUCUACCUGCCGACAGGGUGAGGAACCUCUAGACUGGACAGAGUCCCUGCUGCUGCUGGCUGGCCUGUGCACCCUUUUCACCUGUGUCUUGGUGCUGUUCUUCAACACUCCAUAUCGGCGCCUGGAGGCUGAGUCUGGAGGACCUCCUUCACCCAGGAUGUGUGCCAAGGAGCCAAGGAUAGUAAGCCCUACCCAAGAGCCACCCCUUGAGACUCCUGGAUUGAUGCCUCUAGCUGGGGCCUUGCAGGAAGCUCCUGACCCUGCUUCCCUCCACAAAGGACACUCAGAAUGGGCAGAGACAUCCAGGAAAGCAGAAGCUUGCUAGGGUCUAUUUGACUGUGCCAGUCAUACUAAGAGCUCUGACAGGGACACAGGGUCCUGAGCAUGCCUAGGGGAUGAUGGGAUGGCCUUUUGUUCCUCGGGUAGACAAUGAUUGAUUGAAAAUAACUGCUGUUGUAUGGAUACUAGUCAGUUAGGGUGGACCCUGGCCAAACCAGACUUGUGGUGGCUGCUGCACGGAGGGCCUGUUCAGAGGCAAAGGGAGUGAGUGGGAGAUUCCUGGCAGGAAACUGAGGGAGUUCUGAGGAUUAUGGCAUGGCCAGUCUGAGUUAGACAAGUGUAGGAAGAUUUUUGUCUCAACUGAGUGACCAGACACUUAGCCUGAUUCUAGGAUAGCACAGAGGGUGGUGAGCUGGUCUGAGCAGAGUGGGAAGCAGAAGGAUCUCUGGUAGACACACUCCCUCCAACGAACACUCACAGGUGUUUGUGUGUCCAACUUUAUUGAACUGGUUGCAGCUUAUAGCCUGAAGAAUAGAGAAGCUCAUGCUGCCUCCUAUGUGUGGGUGAGCCUGUAGCUCAGCACUUUGUAGUCUAGGUUUCCAGCCACAUCAAUGAAGGCAAACUCCAACAUCUGAUUCACUUGAAUGAGCCCUAGAUGGGUAGGGUAUUGGUAGGGACAUCAAGUUGUUGUUGAGCCUGGAGAGACCAGGCUCCUGGGCUCCAGACCAGACACAGUAAAUUUCUGGCACUGAACUCCA